This is a messenger RNA of Aspergillus candidus, 1534 nucleotides long. It is a transcript of the gene mmm1, whose product is annotated as ERMES complex subunit MMM1. The transcript is spliced from 3 exons. The record is from RefSeq and is a predicted model, not a curated record. Gene Ontology annotation, biological process: mitochondrion organization; phospholipid transport. Gene Ontology annotation, molecular function: lipid binding. Gene Ontology annotation, cellular component: ERMES complex; endoplasmic reticulum. Lineage: Eukaryota; Fungi; Ascomycota; Eurotiomycetes; Eurotiales; Aspergillaceae. Bases 62 to 1534 code for a protein of 490 amino acids.
CCUGUCUGCCUACUGGAGCGGCAAUGGGCAAUUAUCAUUCCGAAUCUUACACUGGCUGACAAUGGCGUUUCAGCAACAAAAUGAACCCGUACCCAUCUCGGGUCAAUCCUCCUUGUCGUUCACCCAGGGUUUCCUUCUUGGACAGCUCUCCGUGGUGCUGUUGAUCGGCGCCUUCAUCAAGUUCUUCAUAUUCGGCGAAGCUCCUCCGCAUCCUUCUCGGGGACUGUCCCAGCGUGCUGCCACCUACCGACGCUCGAAUUCGAUAUACAACGUCAAGGAGAAUGAGACGGGGCCUCGAUCUCUGAGGGAGAAGCCGUCGACCUCAAAUGUCCUCCGUCCCGUUCCGUCAUCGUCGACCAACACCCAAUCCAUCCUCCGCAAAACCUACUACAGCGCGAUUCCACCCAACCAGGCCUUGAAACAUGGCCGACAUCGCAUCCAUCAUUCGUCCCAUCAGCCGGAAUCCUUGGACUGGUUCAAUGUCCUGAUCGCGCAGACAAUUGCCCAGUACCGACAGACGGCGUACCUUCUCAAAGACGACCCCUCCGCUUCCAUCCUGAGCUCUUUGACAGCAGCGUUGAACAAUUCAGAAAAGAAGCCUUCCUUCAUCGACAAGAUCUCGGUCACGGAUAUCUCGAUUGGCGAGGAAUUCCCGAUCUUCAGUAACUGUCGCAUUCUUGCCGUCGACGAUCCCAACUCGGACGGAGGACGGCUCCAGGCGUUGAUGGACGUCGAUCUCAGCGACGACAACCUCUCGAUCUCAGUCGAAACGUCGUUAUUAUUGAACUACCCCAAACCGAACUCCGCUAUUCUCCCCGUUGCACUCUCGGUCUCCGUCGUCCGUUUCUCAGGCACGCUGUGCAUCUCCCUCGUCCCGGCCUCCACCCCGCCCUUCCAUGGGCCCUCUCCGGCCCCGUUUCCGCCGACUGCCGAGUCAGCGGCAGGGUCUUGGUCGCAGGGGCCUAACAACUCAGGUGACCGGCCAGGAAGUUCCGACGGGAGUCCUCCGAAACGCACGCCCAAGAGCAACGUCGCGUUCUCCUUCCUCCCAGAUUAUCGACUUGAUCUCUCAGUACGGUCACUGAUUGGCUCCCGCAGCCGACUCCAGGACGUGCCCAAAGUAGCACAGCUCGUCGAAGCUCGCGUGCACGCCUGGUUCGAGGAGCGAGUGGUCGAGCCCCGGGUGCAAGUAGUCGGGCUGCCCGAUCUCUGGCCGCGGAUGGGCCGCACAGGCGUCCGCACCGGCGAAGACUCCGAAACCGGCUCCAACGCAGCCUCCCGAACGGCGAUGUCCACCGACAUGGGCGAGAAUCACCCGCACGGCGACAUGCUGGACCAGCAGCCGGAGGGACUACGGUUCCGGGGCGGACUAGGCGGUCGGCCGCCGUUCGACGCAAUGUCGCGGACCAGCAGCUACAACGCCGAGCCGGGGGAACUGCGCAGUUCCAGCAUGGUCCGAGAACAGAGCGGGGGAGGCUUAAGCGACCAAUUCCACGUUCCGGGUUCUCUGCCCGGGGGGACACCAGGUGUGUGA